AUGGUUAUUAGAUUACCAUGGCUUCUUCAAGCAGUUCUACUCAGCCUAACAAUCUUAGCAUCAGGUAAUCCGUUAUUUUUACAAACGGGUCGAGACAUCGAACCGGUUAUAAAAUGGAGCCAACCGAUGGACACCUGGAACUGGACAGAAGAGCCGCACAAUGACGAAGCGUUACUCUCCCCCUCGAACUUCACUCACAAACUACCCCCAACUGCCAAUGAGACGGAACUGAUAGCUCACAUGGCCGCCUUGAAACGGAACUACUCCAGGCUUUUAUGGGACAGCGACAAAAGCAGUAAUUUGCCGCUGUUCUUCGAUAAAGCGCUUAAACUUCUCAACUUAAAACAAGUUUAUUACGAAGUAGAACACUCUGUUAUGUCAAAAGUGUCGUGCACCGCUUGCAAGGCGGGCGCGGGAUUAUUGCAACACUACAUGCGGCUCGGUAAGAGUAAGGAAGAAAUCAACAAGAUGAUUUAUAAAUUCUGCGUCUCCUUAAACAUACAGUCGGCGAGGGUGUGCGACGGGAUAACUCGGCUGUUCGGGAGUGAAGUAAUUUAUGUCCUAAAAAGAGUUACGUAUGGACCUGAUGAAAUAUGUAGCUUCGUUAUUGGUGACGCGUGUGGCGACGUUUACAACCCCUAUCACGAGUGGGAAGUCGCUUUUCCACCAGUACCUAAGCCGCCAAGGCAAGACUUGGAGGCCCCAGUUGAAAAAGCCCCGACCUUCAAAGUAUUGCAGAUAUCUGAUACACAUUUCGAUCCGUAUUAUGCCGAAGGCUCAAACGCAGAAUGCAACGAGCCACUCUGCUGUAGAGCAUCGAAUGGACCAGCGGUGACUCCCGGCGGCGGAGCAGGUCGGUGGGGUGACUACCGGAAAUGUGAUACGCCGAAACGCACCAUUGACCACAUGUUAAAGCACAUAGCAGAUACGCAUACCGAUAUUGACUACAUUCUAUGGACUGGAGAUCUGCCCCCACAUGACGUCUGGAACCAGACUAAGGAGGAAAAUCUAAAAGUGCUCCAAGAGACGGUGUCUCAAAUGUCUGAUAUGUUUCCGGGAGUCCCGAUUUUUCCUGCUCUUGGCAAUCACGAAUCCUCGCCAGUUAACAGUUUUCCACCACCGUACAUAUCGUCGCCAGAAUCGAACAUAGCCUGGUUGUACAACGAGUUAGACGCCCAGUGGCGACGAUGGCUACCAGCCGGUGUCUCACAUACAGUGCGGCGAGGUGCUUUUUACUCCGUGCUAGUUCGUCCCGGCUUUCGAAUUAUAUCUCUCAACAUGAACUACUGUAAUAACAAAAAUUGGUGGCUCCUUCUAAAUAGUACAGACCCAGCGACAGAACUGCAAUGGUUGAUAUACGAGCUCCAAUCGGCUGAAUUCAGCGGUGAGAAGGUCCAUAUAAUUGGGCACAUACCCCCCGGACACUCGGACUGCUUGAAGGUGUGGAGUAGAAAUUAUUAUGCCAUUAUUAACAGAUACGAGUCCACUAUCACCGCCCAAUUCUUCGGACAUACGCACUUCGACGAGUUUGAAGUGUUCUACGAUCCUAAUGAUUUAGGUAGAGCUACAAGUAUAGCAUAUGUGGGUCCGUCCGUGUCACCAUAUUAUGACUUGAAUUUAGGAUAUCGAAUAUACUACGUCGAUGGUGACCACGACGCCACUACCAGGCUGGUCGUAGACCAUGAGACGUGGAUCAUGAAUUUGAAAGAAGCGAACCUGUUCGGGUACCCGAUUUGGUAUAAGUUGUACUCAGCGCGUUCAGCAUAUAUGAUGUCGGCUCUGCGCCCUGAAGACUGGGACAGAUUUAUAGACAAUAUGACUGAGAAAGAAGACCUCUUCAAUUUAUAUCAUAAGCAUUACUGGAAGAACAGUCCCCGCCGCGGCACCUGCGACGGAGAAUGCCGCAAGAGACUAAUAUGCGACGCGCGCUCGGGCCGCUCUCACGACCGACGCGCCCUGUGCGUCAACAUCGAAGCGCGAAUCGACGGCGCUUCGCCCACCCCGCAGACCUGGCGCGCCUGGUUCUAUAACGGCCUGUCCACCAAGUGUAGAGCAAGUCUAGCGGUGAUGGUUUUUAAUGCAGACUGUAAGGAUGUCAAUGCUGAUGCAGAUACCACAAGUAGCAUAUCAAAUACCAAAGUUUGUGAUGGGGCUCGGUUAAACGUAUAUUGUGAAAGUCGUCGCCACCGCAGUUAG
This is a messenger RNA of Leptosia nina, 2196 nucleotides long. The record is from the annotation of a GenBank genome assembly. NCBI's taxonomy places the organism in Eukaryota, Metazoa, Arthropoda, Insecta, Lepidoptera, Pieridae.